AUCAUUCUCUACUACUGAUCAGAGAGAGAGAGAGAGAUAGAUAGUGGAAAAGAAAGAAAACCAUCAACGACUUCAAGACCCACACCUUCUCUCUCUCACCCUCACCCUCACCCUCACCAACAUGUCAAAGGAAUGCGCUCACCACAGCAAGAAACGCCCAAAGCUAAUCCGCCGAAUCUACGCCGGAAUCCUCAUUUUUCUCUUCCUCGUCCUCCUCACAAUCCUCCUUAUUUGGGCCAUUCUUCAACCCACAAAGCCCAAAUUCGUCAUCCAAGACGCCACCGUCUACCUCUUCAAUCUCACCGCCGCUAACUUCAUCUCCUCCAGUAUCCAAGUCACCGUCUAUUCCCGUAACCCUAACGACAAGAUCGGAGUCUAUUACGACCGCCUCGACGUCUACGCCGUUUACCAUAACCAACAGAUCACUCUCCGUACCGGCAUUCAACCAACCUACCAAGGCCACAACGAUGUCAACAUCUGGUCUCCCUUCCUCAUCGGUAACAACGUUCCCAUCUCUCCCUACAACGGCGCCACCCUUAAUCAAGAUCAGGCCGUUGGUACCGUCCAGCUGUCCAUUAAACUCGACGGCCGCGUCCGAUUCAAAGUCGGUACCUUCAUCUCCGGCCGCUACCAUCUCAACGUCGACUGUCCGGCGGCUAUCAUGUUCGGAAAUCCAACCGCCGGUGUUAUCGUCGGUAAUAACGCCGUUAAAUAUCAGUUGGUGCGGCCCUGCAGCGUUAGCGUAUAAGCUCCGUUAUUGCCGUCAGAAUUCUUGCUCUCCGUUCUCUCUCUCUCUCUCUUAACGCCGUUAGUUUUCUACUUUUCUCCAUUUUCUUCUCUCUCUUUUUUUCUUUAAUAUAAAUAAUUUAGACAAAUACGUGUUGGGAUAAAAGAGUCAGUGAAAAUUGUAAAUUUUUCCAAAAGAAUAAAAAUGAAAAAAAAAAUAAAUUAUUAUUAUAGUAAUUAAAUUUGUCAAAUGUGAAUUUGUAUAAAGAGAGCAAAAAUUUAAAGGUCGGUGGCAAAUUGUGUAAUUUUGUAUUUAAUCUUUCGAUUAAUGGAAAAAUUUUAAUAUAUAAUGUUUUAAAGAUUAUUGUGUA
This is a messenger RNA of Cucumis sativus (cucumber), 1097 nucleotides long. Its product is annotated as NDR1/HIN1-like protein 1. Lineage: Eukaryota; Viridiplantae; Streptophyta; Magnoliopsida; Cucurbitales; Cucurbitaceae. Gene Ontology annotation, biological process: defense response to other organism. The record is from RefSeq and is a predicted model, not a curated record. The transcript has a single exon. Bases 122 to 748 code for a protein of 208 amino acids.